This is a messenger RNA of Trichoderma gamsii, 1815 nucleotides long. RefSeq lists its product as hypothetical. Gene Ontology annotation, molecular function: mannan endo-1,6-alpha-mannosidase activity. Gene Ontology annotation, biological process: carbohydrate catabolic process; fungal-type cell wall biogenesis. The record is from RefSeq and is a predicted model, not a curated record. The transcript is spliced from 4 exons. Lineage: Eukaryota; Fungi; Ascomycota; Sordariomycetes; Hypocreales; Hypocreaceae. The coding region runs from base 1 to 1815 and encodes 604 amino acids.
AUGGAAAAUCCAAGUCGAGCGCCGCUGCUGGUCCGCCUGGCCAUGACAUUGCUGUUGACAACUAACCAGUUUACCCUGGCCUACGACUUGGACCCCGAUUCUCGUGAGUCUAUAACGUCGAUAUCCAAACAAAUGGCGGAGGAUUUGGUAUCUUUCUAUAAGGGCAAUGAGCUUGGCCAAACACCUGGUCUUCUCCCCGACCCAUAUUACUGGUGGGAGGCAGGUGCUAUGAUGGGUACUCUCGUCGAUUACUGGUAUUAUACGGGCGAUGAUGCUUAUAAUGAUAUCACCCAGCAAGCGUUCCUUUUCCAAGUCGGAGACACCAACGACUACAUGCCAAGAAACCAAACUCGGACAGAAGGUAAUGAUGAUCAGGGCUUCUGGGGACUUUCCGUCAUGUCCGCUGCCGAAUACAACUUUCCAAACCCGCCUGCCGACAAGCCACAAUGGCUUGGUCUCGCCCAAGCUGUAUUCAACACUCAGGCUUCUCGAUGGGAUACAGAGUACUGCGACGGUGGUUUGCGGUGGCAAAUUUUCUCAUGGAACAAUGGCUAUGACUACAAGAACUCAAUUUCACAAGCGUGCUUCUUCGCUCUCGGUGCCAGAUUGGCUCUGUAUACCGGCAACCAGACCUACGCCGAUUGGGCCGAGAAGGCGUGGGAUUGGAUGAUAGAUAUCAAGUUCAUCAAUACCACAAACUGGUACGUUUAUGACGGCGCCAGUGUCAAUACCAACUGCACCGUCCUCACGCCGUAUCAAUUCACAUACAAUGCCGGAGGCAUGAUUCUCGGUGCAGCUGCCAUGUACAACUAUACAGAGUCGCAGGUGUGGAAGGAUCGCCUAGACAAUCUCGUCACUGGCAGCAAGGUCUUCUUCACGGGCCCCCAUAACAACAUCAUGACAGAAGUUGCGUGCGAGUCAGUCGGUACUUGCAACGUCGAUGAGCACUCGUUCAAGGCAUAUUUGAGUCGCUGGCUAGCCAACAUGACCAAAUGGGCCCCUCAUACUUAUAAUACAAUCAUGCCAUACCUCCGAGCGUCCUCGAUUGCGGCGGCGAAGCAAUGUGUCGGCGGCAAGAAUAAGCGCAUGUGCGGCCUCAUCUGGAACAACGGCACUUACGAUGGAACGACUGGUGUCGGCCAGCAAAUGGCGGCUCUUGAAAUUACAAUGGCCAAUCUGAUUGGAGAUAGUGCUGCUCCCUUCACUGCCGACAGGGGAGGCACCAGCCAAGGAGACCCUGGUGGUGGUGGCAGUGAUUUGGGUCGGAAUACGCCAAAGGGCCCAGACUACAGACCCAUCAAUGGAGGCGACAGGUUUGGGGCAGCCAUUCUCACGAUUCUUGUUAUUGCGAGCGUGGUUGGGGCCAUUGGCUUCCUUUUGCUAGACGAGACAACCGGUCAAGGGCCUAUGGCUCAGGUAAAAGGGUUGUAUUCUUCUGCCAAGGGAUUUUACUCAUCUGCCUCGGCGGCCAUCACCACUCUUGCGGCGGGUGGAGGUUUAGCUGCGGCGGCGGCUGCCAGGCGGAAAAGGAGCGAGAAAGAGAAAGGAGUCGUUGUCAAUGAAAAGGCUGUUGCCAAUAGCAGAGAUUCAGGAAGCAAUGGCAGUCUACAGGGCGGUAGCUCUAACAAUACUUCGCCAGAAGCUGCUCUGAUUGCUAACCGGUCGGCUCGGCAUAGCAGGGCAGGGCGGAGGCGACUUUCAAAUAUGCCAGUAGGUUGGCCACAGAACCCAUCCCUUAGGAACAGUGUUGUUGUGGUGGCCGAGUCGUCGUCCGCAGGGGCAUCUACUGAAGGGAGCAGUAACAGAGCAUUAUGA